AUGGGUAUCGACUUGGACCGUCACCAUGUGCGCAGCACCCACCGCAAGGCGCCAAAGAGCGAGAAUGUCUACUUGCAGGUUCUCGUGAAACUCUACCGGUUCCUCGCCCGUCGCACGGACUCCAACUUCAACAAAGUCGUGCUGCGUCGCCUGUUUAUGUCGAGGAUCAACCGCCCUCCUGUUUCUCUGUCGCGUAUCGUUUCGAACAUCACUGAGUCUCACAAGGGAAAGACUGUCGUCGUUAUUGGAUCUAUCACCGAUGACAACCGCCUCCUGACAGUGCCCAAGCUGUCCAUCGCUGCUCUUCGCUUCACUGCUACUGCUAGGGCUAGGAUCGAGAAGGCCGGUGGUGAGACAUUGACCUUGGAUCAGCUUGCCCUUCGUGCGCCCACCGGAGCCAACACUCUUCUCCUCCGUGGACCCAAGAACUCUAGAGAGGCUGUGAAGCACUUUGGCUUUGGACCCCACACCAACAAGAAACCGUACGUGCGAAGCAAGGGCCGGAAGUUCGAGAGGGCUCGUGGUCGGAGAAGGUCCAAGGGCUUCAAGGUCUGA
This is a messenger RNA of Aspergillus chevalieri, 555 nucleotides long. RefSeq names its product 60S ribosomal protein eL18. The transcript is spliced from 4 exons. Gene Ontology annotation, cellular component: cytosolic large ribosomal subunit; ribosome. Gene Ontology annotation, molecular function: RNA binding; structural constituent of ribosome. Gene Ontology annotation, biological process: translation. The coding region runs from base 1 to 555 and encodes 184 amino acids. NCBI's taxonomy places the organism in Eukaryota, Fungi, Ascomycota, Eurotiomycetes, Eurotiales, Aspergillaceae. The record is from RefSeq and is a predicted model, not a curated record.